AUGCAUUUGAAAGACCUCUUCGAAGCUGCAGCCAUUCUGGCUUGCGCUCUUCCUACUACUGCCUCCGUGCUGGCACAGUCGAGCAAGCGUCAGGCGGAGUCUAAAUAUGUGUUUGCUCAUUUCAUGGUCGGUAUCGUGCAGAACUAUACCAUCGACGACUGGAAAGCCGAUAUGAAUCUUGCGAAAGAUACUGGUAUCGACGCUUUCGCCCUUAACUGUGCUAGCGUUGAUAGCUAUACUCCCACGCAACUAGCCUUAGCCUACCAGGCUGCCGAGGCAGUUGAUUUCAAGGUGUUCAUCUCUUUUGACUUUGCUUACUGGAGCAAUGGAGACACCGCGAAUAUCACACAGUACAUGCAGACAUACGCAGGCCACCCAGCUCAGAUGCAGUAUAACAACGCUGCCAUUGUGAGCACCUUUGUGGGAGACAGCUUCGAUUGGACUCCUGUUAAGGCCGGGACAAACCAUUCCCUCUGGGCCCUCCCGAACUUGCAAGACCCUGCAGAGUCGUCAAGCAAUACUCAGCGUGGUGCUGAUGGUGCAUUUUCCUGGUAUGCAUGGCCGACUGACGGUGGAAACAGCAUUAUCGAAGGGCCAAUGACCACCAGAUGGGACGACAUGUUUGUUUCUGACCUUAAAACCCAAAGCUAUAUGGCUCCUGUUUCACCCUGGUUUUUCACUCACUUCAACAGCAAGAACUGGGUCUUUAUCUGCGAGAAUCUGCCUACCCUGCGAUGGGAGGAGAUCUUGUCGCUGAAACCGAGUUUGGUCGAGAUUAUCACUUGGAACGACUAUGGCGAAUCCCACUAUAUCGGUCCAUACUCGGCCGCUCACUCGGACGACGGUUCCUCGCAAUGGGCCAAGGGCUUCCCCCACGAUGCCUUGCGUGACCUGUUCAAGCCAUACAUCAAGGCCUACAAGGCAGGCGAAUCGACGCCAACCAUCGACACAGAGGAGCUGGUGUACUGGUAUCGACCGACACCCAAGGACGUGACGUGCACAAACGACACACUGGCGGCGCCGAACGGACGCGACCUACUUACAGACACGGUCUUUGUCGCGACGAUGCUGAAGGACAAGGCCACGCUGACGAUUACCAGCGGAUCCAACGCGCCGGUGAGCGUCGAUGUGGGUGCAGGUAUUGUCACGACAAACGUGACGAUGGGGUUGGGCACGCAGUCGUUCUCGGUGAGUCGCAACAACAAGACGAUUCUCAGCGGGGCGGGCGGUUUGAAGAUCACGGACAGCUGUGAGAAGUACAACUACAAUAUAUAUGUCGGGUCGGCGACGGCAUAGUGUAGCCGGGUAGCUGGUCGCUGGUAGCUGGUCGC
Messenger RNA from Talaromyces proteolyticus, 1331 nucleotides. RefSeq names its product putative glucan endo-1,3-alpha-glucosidase agn1 precursor. Bases 1 to 1296 code for a protein of 431 amino acids. The transcript has 4 exons. Gene Ontology annotation, molecular function: glucan endo-1,3-alpha-glucosidase activity. Gene Ontology annotation, biological process: mating projection tip cell wall disassembly. The record is from RefSeq and is a predicted model, not a curated record. Lineage: Eukaryota; Fungi; Ascomycota; Eurotiomycetes; Eurotiales; Trichocomaceae.